Mercenaria mercenaria is the source of this 4548-nucleotide messenger RNA. RefSeq names its product protein draper-like. The record is from RefSeq and is a predicted model, not a curated record. Bases 239 to 2383 code for a protein of 714 amino acids. The transcript is spliced from 6 exons. Gene Ontology annotation, molecular function: scavenger receptor activity. Lineage: Eukaryota; Metazoa; Mollusca; Bivalvia; Venerida; Veneridae.
UUAAUUCAGACAGCUCUUCCACUAGUCAAACCAUUUGAAGUGUGUGUAAAGUUUGGACUAAUGAAUCUUUCGACAGAAAAUUUCACAAUAAUAACGAAAGCAGUUUAAUAUUGAAGUGUUCAUUAAAUGAAAAAAUAUUCUGUUUUAAAUUUUGUGCUAUUUUCGCCUUUCUGCAAAUCAGCGGCGUGCUAAAUCGUAUUGCUCAAUGUGACGUUAAGCGCUUCAUGAAAUUUGCCAAAUGACAAUGUUGCGGACAGCAACAGUGCUUAUAUAUUUUCUAUGUCUGUUUGGUGUCUUCUGUCAGGUAUGUAAAGAUUGUAAAUGUUGCAAAGGAGACAACGCUUGCAAUGGAGAAAAUAUUUGUAAGAAUGGAUGCAUUGAAGGCUACUGGGGUGAUCAAUGCUUACAAUCGUGUCCGGAGAAUUGUAAAACCUGUGUAAGCGACACUAAUUGUACAGAAUGUAUGUCUGGAUAUCAUUCUGAACAGUGCAACUAUGAAUGCGGGAAAGGGUGUGUCAACAAUACUUGCUUACAAUCUGGACACUGCACUUGUAAGUCUACAAGUUUUAAGGACGGUUUUUGUUUAUUAUGCGCGAGUAACGAUAAGUUUGGCGAUGAAUGUAACUACACUUGUCCGAAUAACUGCGCUGUCUGUCAAUCAGAAACAAACUGUAAAUGGUGCAUAAAUAGUGCAUUUUACGGCCCAUACUGUCAAUUUAAGUGUUCCGCAGGAUGUAACAAUGGAACAUGCUAUAAGGGUGGUAGUUGUAUUAAAGGAUGCAAAGCAAACUUUACCGGAAAGAAUUGUGAUUCAUGUGUAUCUGGAAAACACGGACCAAACUGUGAUACAGACUGCCCAGAGAAUUGUCAAAUUUGUUUUUCAGACACAUAUUGCACCGAAUGUAAGCUUGGCUAUUAUGGAAAUAGAUGUACAAAUGUUUGUCCACCUUAUUGUAAUGAGAAAACAUGUGACAUACAUGAUAUAUGUCCAUAUAGCUGUAAUGGAGAAUUUAAUAUUACGUUAAAUUGUGACAAGUGUCCGUCAGGGAAAUGGGGGGAUUAUUGUCAGUUCAAAUGUCCAGAUAAAUGCUCAAACUGCACUUCAGAUGAUACAUGCACCAAAUGCAUGAAUGGACAUUAUGGUCCCAAAUGUUCAAAAGAAUGCCCAAAAUUUUGUUUAGAUUCGGUUUGCAAAUAUCAAGGAGAAUGCUAUGCCUGCAAAGAAAACCAUUAUGACCUUUAUUGCGAGUCAAAAUGUUCUAGUAUGUGUCUAAAUGGAACCUGUUCAAUGUUAAAUGGCCACUGCUUUGAAUGCCCGUGGGGAUUUUACGGACCUUUCUGCAAUAGCACGAAAUGUGAAGACGGUUUCUUUGGAAUAGGUUGUAAAAUGAAAUGUCAAGACAGAGAUGGUAGUUGUAUCGCUUGUCUCACUACACAAUCAGGCUUGUACGGAGGGUGCACUAAAUGCACCACUGGCAAGUAUCCAUAUAUUUCCUCCGGAUUGAAUCCCGCAAUAUGCGCAUAUUGUCUACAAUGCAAAAACAGCUUGUGUGAUCCCUCUAAUGGUUAUUGCAUAGAAGGAUGCGAUACAGAUACUAAAUACGGAAACAACUGCUUACAGAACUGUAGUAAACAUUGCAAAAAUCAAAGAUGCGAAAGGACAACGGGAAAAUGCUUAUAUGGCUGUAUUGACGGCUACGACGGAUCGCAAUGUACUGAAGGACCAGGCUCAGGAGACGACAAUUUGACAGUGAUUGUUGGGGCAAUUGUUGGUGCUGGUGUGGCUGUAAUCAUUGUAGUGGUGUUCUUAGCAAUCUUCAUCGGUACACGGAGACGAAGAAAAGGUACAGGUGCAAAUGAAAGCAGCAAUGCCGGUGGAAGCAUACACGAAGACGUUUCACCAAAUGCAUUACAAGUUGAAGGUACACAUGCAGAUGCUAUUUACGCACAGCCUAACAAACCAAGACGGACGAUUGUUGAGGAGAAAAAUGCAGUCUAUGACGCUACACAUGACAAUGUUGAUAGAAAAACGUUCAACAAAAAUAUUGAAUCAGAUACUGUUAAAGCAGGCAUUGAAAUAUCGAGAGAUAAAGAUAAACAGAACCAAAAGAAUGUAGAGGACGCAAAUACACUUUACGAUACUACAUUUGACAAAAAUAAGAAAAUGCUCAAAUCAAACAAUGAUUAUGAUGUACUUAGCGCGGACAGCAAACGGUUUCCAGAAACAGAAAAUGACAAACCGAACCGGAUGACUUUAGAUGAAACAAAUGCAGUAUACGACACAACGAAUGAUAAUAAUAAGAAAAUGUUCGAUUUGAACAAAGACUAUGAUGUGCUUAGCGCAGGAAAAGAAAACGACCUUGGUGGAGACAGCGAUAGCUAAAAACGGACGAUUGUAGAAGAGACGAAUGCAGUCUAUGAUACUAUAUCUGACAUCAAAAAUCAUAAAAUGUUCAAUGUCAACAGUGUUAAUGAUGAAAUUAGUACAGACAGAAAGGGAUUUUCUUUUUAAGAAGCAAAUUUUAAAUUGUACAUAGUUCACAACUGGACAUUUUUAGAUAGCAGUUUGCAUUUUAAAAAUGUUUUACACGUGUUGUAAAUAUACGUUAGAGAGAGAGAGAGAGAGAGAGAGAGAGAGAGAGAAAGAGAGAGAUAUUAUACAAACAAAUCACAAGAUACCAGAUCAAUUACACAAUGCCAUUUAGUUCAAUGCUGCUUCGAAUGCCAGCCCGUACUGUAAUGCACAUUUGAACUGGUUUCAAAUUGGAACAAAUGUAUGGACGUCAAAUAGCAAAAAGUUUUAAAUGAAAAACAAUUAUUUUUAGAAAAGUUAAGACAGAACAAUUUUUCUUUUCACAUUUCCCACCAAAUCUGAUACUAUAUAUUUUGCCAUCUUAAAGCAAAUGCUUUUUUAAAUACUGAUACUACCAACUGACAUGUAUUUAUCUACUAGCUAAAGAUAUUUAAGCAAAACAUAUGCUCUUUAACAAUCACUUUAAAGAAGAUAGUCCGUUCCGCUCAGACCAUAUUUACUAUUUAAUUUGUGUAUACAAUAGCAUAUAAUAUGAAACAUUAUAUGGUCAUUGUCAAACGGACAAAGAUUAGGCAUCAAUGAAAUAUAUUAACAAAAUGUUAUUUUGUGUUCAAUAAACAGUAUCAAACAUUAGCGUUAUUCAGUGUCACACAUUAGUGCAAUUUGGAGUCACACAUGAGUGAGAUUUGCCUGCUCAGGCAAAACAUGUUUAAAGUUAUUAAUACAUGAAAUCCUCGGAAUAACUCAUUAUUCGGGAGGCGUAUAACUGAUUUUGAGUGUUAACACGAUUUUCUUAUAUUUUGUUUGGAUUCUAAUAUGCCCUUUAUCUAAAACAGAAGAUAACAUGAAGUAGCGUUUUUUCUUGAUCAUAAAAAUCACAUUGACGUAAUCACCCGUUAACAUGACGUUGUGUUAGCAUAAGCGUGUUUAACAAGCACAUUACAAUACAUUUUCCAUAAAUAUAAUAUAUUAUAGUAAAUAACAUUUGUGACAGGUAUCGAUCAGUCUGGCUACUGACUAAUAAAUUUCCUUUUAUUGCUUUAAUAUUUUUUCUAAAUUUCUAUUUUGUCUUCAUUUACUCUCUCAACAAAUUCAUUCUUAGCUCUGACUAUCUUUUAUGCUUUGAGAAGAGAUUUGGGAAUAGUUAUAGUGUUAUAUAUUUAUAUGUUCUCAGCAGUUAUCUCAUUCGAAGAAAACAUAGGGCCUGAAAACAGUCUAUAUCUUCUGUUAUUGUGUCUCACAAAUAAGCAGUCUCAUGUUUGAUCCAGUCAUUUUUACUAAUAGGGACCAAGGAAGGUAUAGAAUAAAACUGUGGGGGUUAAGUACAUCUCAAGGAUAGAUAUAUGCAUUAUUAUAAAAAUGAAUUUAUAGAAGACAUAAUCCCCACAUACCUCCAGAUCAAUCAUAUAUAUCAUACGUACAUAAAAUUUAUGAAGAGGCGUUCAUCCAGUUGGGUUUCACACUCCUGUCAUGCACUGGAUUUAUCUCCCGUUUCUAGGGUUUAUCAAAGUUUUUCAAAUUUUCAGCUUGUAUAAAUAUGCAUCUGUUCUUUUUUGUUUCUUUUUAGCAAUUUACCAUGUCCUAUUAUUGUGUGUUGAUAAAACGUUAAUAUAUAAAUUGUAAAACGUGUGUAAAUAGUGUAAAUAGUGUAGCAUAUGAAUUUUAAUUCAUCAGAUUUGAGGUUAGGUGCACAAUAAACUCGUUUAAGCUCCCCAGUGUUGGUUUUGCCAGUGAACGGUCCAAGGCCGGGCCCCAGUGUGUUCCUUUAUUUGUUUACUUUGUGUGUGUGUUGGUCCUGUGCGCGUCCGUGUGUUUGUUUUACGUUUAGGGAGACUUUCUAGAAAAUGGCCUUCCAUGUUGGAUAUUUUUCCUUGUUUUUGUAAAUACAUACAUGUUUUGUUUUUCUUUUUAGCAAUUUACCAUGACAUUGUCGUAUUUUUGUGUUUGAUAAAACUUUAAUACAUGAAAUUUUUAACGUGUGUAAAAAGUGUAGCAAAUAAAUGUUAAUUCAUCAA